Molecule: messenger RNA, 1392 nt
Organism: Ostreococcus lucimarinus CCE9901
Lineage: Eukaryota; Viridiplantae; Chlorophyta; Mamiellophyceae; Mamiellales; Bathycoccaceae
Exons: 3
Coding region: 1-1392 (463 amino acids)
Biological process (GO): L-valine biosynthetic process
Cellular component (GO): cytosol
Molecular function (GO): acetolactate synthase regulator activity; acetolactate synthase activity
Source: RefSeq, a predicted model, not a curated record
AUGACGCGCUCGAGCGCGACGCGCGGGUCGGGCGACGAUUACGACCUCGACGCGGGCAUCGCGGGCGCGACGCCGGGCGAUGGAUGGACGCCGACGUCGUACGACGGACGCGGGAGCACGGGGGACGUGUACCAAGGGCCGGCGCGGCUGGCGGAGGGAUUGCGAAGACACACCGUGCUGGUGUACGUCGCGGACGAGACCGGGAUGAUCAAUCGCGUCGCGGGGGUGUUCGCGCGACGAGGGUACAACAUCGAAUCGCUCGCGGUGGGGCUGAACAUCGACAAGGCGAUUUUUACGAUCUCGGUGAUUUGCAGCGACGGCGACGUGGGGAAGCUGAUCAAGCAGGUGAAUAAAUUGGCCAAGGUGCGAAAGGUGGAGAACGUCACGGAUAAGGAGUGCGUGGAACGAGGGUUGAUGCUGCUGAAGGUGAAGUGCGAGCCCGAACAGCGGUCGCAGGUGCUGGAGAUUAAUCGGAUUUUCCGAGCGAGCGUGGUGGACGUGGCGGAGCGGUCGCUGACGAUGUCGGUGGUGGGGGAUCCCGGGAAGAAUCGAGCGUUUCAGAGCGCGCUGAUGAAGUUCGGGGUGAUUCAAGUCGCGCGAACGGGGAAGUUGGCGCUGAAGAGAGAGCCCGUGUACAGCGAGGCUCGGUCUCGUCGAGUGAAACUCAUGGAGGCGAUGCGAAAGGCGAAGGACGCGAGCGCCAAGUACGAGAGCAUCUUGGCGUCACGAAUCGUUCGCGCGGUCGCGGGGAUGGAACACGACGAUGACGGCGACUUGCACGUCGGCGACGUGUACACGUCGCUCGAGAACGACGAAAUCGGAGUGUGGGACGUCCCCAUGGACGAAAACGCCAAGUACACGCCGCACACUAUCUCUAUUUUGGUCGAUAACCGCCCGGGCGUGUUGGAUUCCAUCACCGGCGUGUUCGCUCGUCGCGGGUACAACAUUCAGUCCCUCGGCGUCGGCCCGGAAAGAACUUUCGACAUCUCUCGCAUUUCCACCGUCGUUCCGGGCAGUACCGAAGACAUCGCGAUGCUGCUCAAGCAAAUCUUAAAGGUGCCUUACGUCAUCUCCGCCGAAGAUAUCACGAUGACGCCGUUCACGGAGCGCGAACUCAUGCUCAUCAAGGUCGUCAGCUCUCGCGCGCAACGAGCAGAAAUUAUCGAUUUGUGCGGCAUGUUCCGAGCCAAGGUGUGCGACAUCUCCGAAGACACCGUCACCAUCGAAGUCAGCGGGCGCCAGCGUAAGAUUAACGCCAUUCAAGCGCUUCUCGAGCCGUACGGGAUUCUGGAAGUUGCGCGCAGCGGUCGCGUCGCGCUCCCGCGCGAUUCGGGCGUCGAUUCCAAGCUCAUGAUGGCGAUCGAGUCCGAAAGCGAUCUCGACAAGUGGUAA